GUCCCUGGUCCCACAUGGAGGAUGAGGACUGCCCCGAGCUGGUGCCGAUAGGCGUCGGCGUCGUGCGGGACAGCGAGCCUGACUCCGGCAGGAAGAUCCCCGUGACCAUCAUCACGGGCUACCUAGGUGCUGGGAAAACAACGCUUCUGAAUUACAUUCUGACUGAGCAACAUAGUAAGAGAAUCGCAGUGAUACUGAAUGAAUUUGGAGAAGGGAGUGCACUGGAGAAAUCCUUGGCAAUCAGUCAGGGAGGAGAACUCUAUGAAGAAUGGCUGGAGCUAAGAAAUGGCUGUUUGUGCUGUUCAGUAAAGGACAAUGGUGUGAAGGCUAUUGAGAACCUCAUGCAAAAGAGAGGAAAAUUUGACUAUAUAUUGUUAGAAACAACUGGUUUGGCAGAUCCAGGAGCUGUGGCCUCCAUGUUCUGGGUUGAUUCUGAGCUGGGAAGCGACAUAUAUCUUGAUGGCAUAGUAUCUGUUGUUGAUGCGAAGCAUGGAUUGCAGCACUUAACAGAGGAGAAGCCAGAAGGUCUUGUCAACGAAGCGUCACGGCAGGUUGCUUUAGCUGAUCUUAUAAUCAUCAAUAAAACAGAUUUGGUUUCGGGGGAAGAACUGAAUAAAGUCAGAACCUCUGUCAGGUCAAUAAAUGGACUCGUCAAAAUUUUGGAGACACAAAGGUCAAGAGUUGAUCUUUCCAAUGUGCUGGACCUGCAUGCUUUUGACAGUCUAUCUGGAAUAAGCUUGCAGAAAAAAAUUGAGAAUAUGAAGACAACACAUUCACAUCUAGAUAAGGGUAUAAUGACAGUAACAUUUGAAGUCCUGGGAAAUAUUAAGGAAGAAAACCUAAAUCUCUUCAUACAGAAUCUCCUGUGGGAAAAGAAUGUGAAAGAUAAGGCUGGACGUACCAUGGAUGUCAUAAGACUGAAGGGACUCGUAUCUAUUCAAGGCAAAUCUCAUCAAGUGAUAGUCCAAGGUGUCCAUGAGCUCUAUGAUCUGGAAGAGACUGCAGUAGCAUGGAAGGAAGAUGAAAAAAGAACAAAUAGACUCGUUUUAAUUGGUAGAAACUUGGAUAAGGACAUCAUCAAAGAAGUAUUCAUAGAAACUGUGACAGAGAAGCAUGAAAAUAGUUGACACUGGAUAUAAACAAGAUUAAAAGUCUUGUGCUUAACUCUGCAAGCUUUUUAUGACAAGAAGGACUGAAUGACACACAGUGCAGUAGUCCCUUUUUCCCCUUCCAACCUACUGGACAGUUAAACUCUCAAGUCUUGCUGAGAAUCCCUGCUCACCUACUGUUAAAAGAAUAGCUCUUAUGGUCUAGAAUCAAACACAAAAAAAUUCUAGCAUUUUGAGUUAGGCUUAAUUUAUGCUGAUGAAUUCAUUUAGCGUUGCAAAAGUACAGAUAGGGAAAAGACUUGUUUCUGUUGUAUGUUGAAAAAGGCCAUAAAUUACAGUAGGUGUAUGUGGUAAGGAUGUUCUAUUUCUUUUUUGCUGUAAUGAUCUCUUAAUAAUAAAUUAGUAUUGAUUUUUGCCAGUCAUGUAAUCACAGAAAAAAGUACUUAGUAUUUCCUAUUAAACUUUCUUGCAUAGCUUUCCACUUAUUCUUUGAUUUUUAAACGCAUCCAUCCGUCCCAGGUAACAAACCUGUGGUAUAAAUGAAAGUAAAAUGUGCAGCCAGUCUCCACACAGCAGCUGUCCUCUCAGCUCAGUUCUACUGGUUUGUUUUGUUUGUUUGCUUGCUUGUUUUGUUUUGUUUUUAAUAUGAUGUCUCAUGUUAUAGAAUGUCCCUCUGGCCAGUUUAGGUCAAUGGUCCUGGUUCUGUCCCAUCUCAGCUCUUUGUGCCUAUGCAGCAGCCCUUUGCUGGCAGGACAGUAAGAGGCACUGUAAAACAUCCUUGGCUCUGUGCAGCACUGCUCAGUAACAGCAACAUACUGGUGUGUUACCAACAUUGUUUUUCUCCUAAAGCCAAAACAGCAUUGUUCCAGACACUAAGAAUAAAAUCAGCUCUGUCCAGCUGAAAUGAGAACACUAGCAGAUAUGAAUUGAUACAUCAUGUCAUUAGUAUUAGGUAGCUUGAAGAAGUUUCCACAAACCAGAAACUAAUGCAAGGUAAAAAGAACAACUUUGUGGUAACAUUGCUGUUUAGAAUCAAAUAAUCACAGAAUAUCCUAAACUGGAUGUUCCUCCAUACAGGAACACUCAAAAAUUGAAACGCUGGGGUUGAGAGCAUUGUCCCGAUCCCCCUUGAACUUCAGCAGCUUGGGGCAGUGACCACUGCCCUGAGGAGCCCAUUCCAGGGCCCAGGCACCCUUUUUCCUGAUACUCAACCUGACCCUCCCCUGACAGCUCGACGCUGUUCCCUUGGGCUUUCAGCACUGCUGGUGCUUGAGUUACAUAGAAAUUUUGUCAGUUUCUCUUAGCAGUCACGUCCCUUCAGUUUGGAAGCUAGUGUGUAUACAUACUCGCAACUCCGCAGAUUCUAGAUUGUGUAAAUGACACUUUCCUGUAUACAAGACAAAUGAUUGCUGUCAAUUAAGGGCUGAGUUACUACAUAAAUGCAAAAUCAUAAAUUAUGCAUUUGUACUGAGUGCUCUUUAUAUUUCAUUACAUAUAAGGAAAGCAAUCAGUUACCUUUAUCAUAGCAAUAAUUAAGAAGUCUGUUAUCUGUGGAAAGAUAAUUAAUUUUCUGUGAAGUGCCUAGCUGGUCAUUCAUUGUUGGUUUGAAAGAGGUGUACGGAGGCUUAAUACGAACGACUUCCAUGAGUCGUAAGAGAACAAACAAUGGAUGCCUUACACAUUCACUGUCAGAUUUUAAAUACAUGCUUUUUGUAUUUGCAAAUGAACUACAUAUUCUGAAAAUACCAGCAGGACUGUUGCACUACUGCAUGGGAGCCCAAUAUCUUGGCUUGCCUGGGCUGUAUUCAGUGAAUAGAAAUUGUCUUGGGCCACGUGUACAUGCAUCACUCCAAAAUCAAUGCCUGGUUUCCAUUUAUUUCCAUGGGAAUUACAUCUGAUGAUAGAGCAAAUCUCAGCUACAAAACUGUUUUUCAACACAGUCACCAUCAUUAGCUGUGCUUUUUCACCUACAAUGAGCAAGAGCCUGUGUGCUGUGGCCAUAAACGUCUGUACCCCCUAUCACCACAGCUGGAACGCACCACCCGCUGCCUCGCUGUGCUCAUAUCUGCUGUUUGGUCUUCAGAAACAUGCAGUAAGUGCUGGUGAAUGUCAAUGGGUGCAAUCUUUUCUGCAUGGAGGAAUUCAGUGAUGCACGUACACACUUCUGUGCCAGACACCAUUCUGUCAGAGGGCUCCUCUGCUGCCAUCUGUCACACAGUAGCAACGCGUAAUGGAAUAUUGGUGGGAGGGUUCAGCCUCUGCUGACAAACGACCAACGCCUGCGUCUGAUGUUAUGGGCCAACAUAAUAAAACAGGAGGCAUUGCUUUCAGAGCAGCCCUUGCACAGCAUGCAAUAUUGUUAAGAUAUAAGUUACAAAACAUUUUAAAUAUUUUUUUCUUAAAACAAUAAAAAAGGAACAAAAAAACUAGUGGGACACCUGACUUUGUGAAAGUGGUGCACCAGUGCAGUUCGAUGUCUGUGGCUGCAAAGCUUAGUGAGUUCUCAAGGUGUUCAUCAGAGAUUUUUGAUGAAAUUUUACUUUUCCUGUGCUUCAUCCUUGACAAGAAUUGUUCAAAAUGUGUGAGCUGCCAAAAAGUGAUGACAUGAAUAAGGAUAAUCUUGAAGCAAAGAGUACUUUCCUCUGCUAAGACAGGGAUCAUGAAAGUCCAGUAAAGAGACGUGAUCUGA
This is a messenger RNA of Centrocercus urophasianus (Greater sage-grouse), 3798 nucleotides long. RefSeq names its product COBW domain-containing protein 1-like. Gene Ontology annotation, cellular component: cytoplasm. Bases 15 to 1127 code for a protein of 370 amino acids. The record is from RefSeq and is a predicted model, not a curated record. Lineage: Eukaryota; Metazoa; Chordata; Aves; Galliformes; Phasianidae. The transcript has 15 exons.